AUGGAUCAGCAGCAAUCGCUGUUGAUUUUACUCGCAGUGCUUCAUAUUUCCCACUCACCCAUCUUGGCCACAGACUUCCAAGCAUUUGGCAGCCUUCCAAACGAAUUCCGUCUGGUUGAUGACACACCAACAGACCAUCUGGUUGGAAAGGUGCAAGCACCUCCUGGUGCCUCUCUCAUAACAUUCCCAACAUCCGGUGUCUUAGGUUCAGAUCAAUCACCCUGGAGAUUCCAAAUCUUUCGACCUUACAAAUUACCCAGCCGCCUCUUUCGGAUUGAUCCGGAUACUGGUGAGCUCUAUACCUCUCAAACUAUUGACCGAGAAGCACUCUGCACUGAACCAGAUGUGGUAGAAUGUACCCUCUCCUUUCAAGUAACUGCACAAACCAAAACCACAUCUGGUGUGCCCCAUUUCAUUGAUAUCAAGGUCCUAAUUGAUGAUCGAAAUGAUCAUGCGCCUGAAUUUCCUGAUCCAGGGUUUGUAAAUCUUUCUGUGCCCGAAUCCACUGAAGUUGGUGCUCGAUUUCCCCUCCCGUUGGCUAGUGACCCGGACACCAGACAAUUUUCUGUGAACGCCUACGUUGCUGAACCUGAAAUGCCAAGUGAAUGGUCUUUAGUUACCGAAACUUCUGGAGGCGAAACAGACAACUAUAUCUUCUCAAAAGUCUCCCCAUCAAUGAUUUCCUCCUCCGUACACAAAAUCACUGGUCUCUACCUCAAAUUGCAGAAACCUCUAGAUCACGAAACCAAAAUGAAGUUCUCCUUUAAGAUUCGAGCUCUGGAUGGUUCGGAAGCAAAUGAAUAUGCCCCAGUGGUUAAUCGAAAAGAUAUUCUCCAGGUUUAUAUCUAUGUAGAGGAUAUUAACGACAACGGACCCGUAUUCAGACCACAAGGAAAACCCUACCCAGUAGCACCACCUAAAGCUCAAAUCAACAAUUGGAUUAUUACCUAUACAGCAACUGUUCCCGAGAGUAAGUGGAUAAAAGAUCCAAUCUUGAAACUGGUUGCUGAUGACAGAGAUGGACCGGCGAAUUCGAAAGUUGGUUACUACUUUGCUCCAGCGACAAGCAAGCACGUUCAGGAAUAUUUCACUCUGAAUCCACUUAAUGGGUAUCUCUUUCUUCGCAAGCCUCUGGAUUAUGAACUUCAGUCCGAGUAUUCAUUCAGAGUUAUUGCUACUGAUAUGCCGGAAGAUAAUUUGAGAGUUGGUAUUGUGCAUGGCCAAGUUUCACCUUCAUCUUCAAAUAUCCAUAUAGCAACGGCUCAAGUUGUGAUCACAGUCACUGAUACGAAUGAUGAGGCGCCUGAAAUAGAAAUUGAUUUCAUUUCAAGUGAGCCGAAUGCUUCACCAAUGGCAACUAAAUAUGCCGAAAUAGAAGAAAAUGCACCUCCGCCACAGUUCAUCGCCAGCAUUCAAGCAACUGAUAGAGAUGCUGGCAUGAGCGGUCAAGUGAGCUGUGCUCAACAGCAAGUGCUUAAUCCAUCUUCUUCUCUAUGGCCAAGGCCAUCUCAAACGUCCAUGAAUACUUCCUCUUCACCAUUUCAACUGGAUGAGAUUCGUCAAGAAAACGGACGCGUGCAGUAUCGCUUGCUAACUCGAGAGGCCCUGGACAGGGAAGAUAUCGAAAACGGUGGAGCUUAUCGUCAAGUAAAGAUAGUCUGCACAGAUAUGGGACGACCACCCCGUGCUUCCAGUGCAUUUGUGAAUAUCAGAAUUAGGGAUAAGAACGACAAUGCUCCUACAAUAAACUUGAGGCGUCCAACCGACUUCAUGUACAGUUUGAAGCCCUCAGACGGAGAUAAAUGGCCAUAUGUAUAUGAGAAUGCGCCAGUUGGAAGUCUCAUUACUCGUCUGAACGCCUCUGAUUUAGACGAAGGAGAAAAUGGCCGUCUGACAUUCAGCUUUGUUGCUGAUGAGUUACCAAUAGGCUCUGUGAAUCCUCUUACACUUUUUCAAAUAAAUGCGAAAACUGGGGACAUCACAACCAAAGUGGAAAUAGACAGAGAAGCUUAUGACCCACCAUUGUCAAGUGUUCUCUUACGAGUCAAAGCGUCUGACAACGGGGUUCCACCCAAAUCAGCAACUCAGGAUAUCAGGAUCUACAUUCGAGAUGAAAACGAUAAUUGGCCUGUUUUUCAACGAUCUGAAUACCAGUUCCAUGUAAUGGAAAACUUAGACGCUGGCUAUGCAGUUGGAGACAUUCUCGUAACUGAUAAAGAUGAGGGGGAGAUCAAGCUUACCUUUGGAAUGCACACAUAUGGACCUCUCCCGUUUACUAUCUGGUCAUGCCCUUAUCAAGACGAUGGGGAACAUGGAUCCUAUUCCAUUUAUCGGUUCAUUCUCAAUACGACUAGACCUUUAGAUAGGGAAGUAGAAAGUGCUUUCAAGUUCACUCUUAUAGCUACUGAUGGUGGCACUGGUCAAGGAAAAUCAAAAUUUGGAUCUGCUACAGCAACUGUUGAAAUCAUAGUCGAGAAUGAGAACGACAACGAUCCUGUAAUCAUCUUUCCUCAAAAACAAAACAAGACAUUCUAUCUUUCCUGGAGAGAGAAAAAGAAUUUUGAGCUGCUCACUAUCAAUGCAAACGAUAAAGACCCUUCUGAAAAUCCACAUAUCUUUGAACUCAUGAAAGGUAUGUCAGACGUUCAAUUGAUCAAUUAUAGUAAGGAGAACGAAACAAAGAAAGACGCGGAGUUCACCUUAAGUUCGGACUUUCUUGACAUUGAACCGACAACUGGAAUUGUAUUCCUUUCUCGAGACAUGAGAGCAGAAGAUAAGGGUAUCCAUAUCUUUAAAGUGCAAGUAACUGACGCCGGGGUUCCACCAAGAUCUAGUUCAAUUACAUUCUUUGUUUUGGUUGACGAUUCUUCUCCUCGAACACCGAUACAAGAUGGUAAUAACGUACCAUUGCCGAAGAUAAAUACCAAGCCCCCUGCAAAUGUUGAUCGACCUCCACCCAAGAGGGCUAGUAUCCAAGUUCCCAAUAAUCAAGUUGGAAAUCAAAAACUCCCCUCUGAUAUUCGCCCUAAUCAGAAGCCUAGGGUAGCUGGGGACUUGAUUGUUCUUCUGGCUCUGGGUCUCGUCUUUCUCCUUCUUAUUGCCACCAUGGGGUUGGUCGUGUAUUUCCGCUAUUGGAAGAAACAAACUCGAAUGGCUCAAGUGAAUGGAAACCGUGGAUCCCUCUUAUUUGCUAACCAAGUUAAUAGAAGUGGAAGUACCUGCAUGAAGGAAAUUAGAGUUCCAGUGGCAAAACAGCAAGAACGGUGGCUCUGCACCAGUGACGGGUCUAUAAUUAGCGUUUCUUCGCCAACUCAACUGCUGAGUGAGAGUGAACAACUAAAGAACCACUUCCCAGCUGUUAUUUCAUCUGCAGAUAGUACGGGCAACAUUUACUAUAAGGCUAGAGCAGAAACUUUAAGAUCAGGUAAAAAUGACAAUGACCCUAUGGCUGGUUACUCUACACUCUCACCUAUGACAUCGGUGAUAUUGAAGCCGAAUGUGGUUCAAGAUAGCGAGAGUUACGUUCACCCAGAUUCUCAACUCGCUUACUACGCUCAAAAUGUACACGUGUUAAGUGGACAGCCAAAAGAUAGAUCUAUUCUCUUUUCUCAGAGGCACACAAUGGAUAGGAAUACCUUCAGAAACAUAGCCGCAAUAAAACAGCAGCAUCAGCAGCAAGUACAACAACAAGUUCCUCAUCCAAAUCAAAGUGAAGUUCUAGUACUCCCCCCGGUAGCUUGGGACUGUCAGUCACGAAGUGACUCAUCUUUGAAACAGGAGGAGAUGGUGAUGAUGUCUACCACCGAAAGUGGCCGCAGUGAAACCGACGUGAGUCAAUUUUGCUCACCAUUUGCAUGA
Molecule: messenger RNA, 3858 nt
Organism: Rodentolepis nana
Lineage: Eukaryota; Metazoa; Platyhelminthes; Cestoda; Cyclophyllidea; Hymenolepididae
Source: the annotation of a GenBank genome assembly